Messenger RNA from Schistocerca piceifrons (Central American locust), 1800 nucleotides. RefSeq names its product spidroin-2-like. The transcript is spliced from 3 exons. The record is from RefSeq and is a predicted model, not a curated record. The coding region runs from base 1 to 1800 and encodes 599 amino acids. Lineage: Eukaryota; Metazoa; Arthropoda; Insecta; Orthoptera; Acrididae.
AUGGCGGCUACAGCAGCAGCAGAAACAACAGCAGAAGCCGCAGUAGCAGCAGCGAGCACCGACAGACCGCAACCAGGCAGCGGCAACAGCAGCAGCGACCACUGGGAAGCGGCGACCAGGUGGAAGCAGCAGCAGCAGCAGCAGCAGCACGAGCACCGGGAGACGGUGACCAGGUGGCGGCGGCAGCAGCAGAAGCAGCAGCAGCGAGCACCGGGAGACACCCAGGCGCCGGCGGCAGCAGCAGCAGCAGCAGCAGCAGCAGCAGCGAUCACCGGGAGAUGGCAACCAGACGGUGGCGGCAGCAGCAGCAGGAGCAGCGGGCACUGGGAGCAACAGCAGCACCAACCUCUGGGAAGAGGCGACCAGGAGGCAGCUGCAGCAGCAGCAGUAGUAGCGAGCACCGGGAGGCAGGGACCAGGAGGGAGAGGCAGCAGCAGCAGCAGCAGCAUCGAGCACUGGAGGUGGCGUCCAGGUGGCAGAGGCAGUAGCAGCGAGCACCGGGAGGCGGGGACGAGGAGGUGGAGGAAGCAGCAGCAGCAGCAUCGAGCACUGGGAGGCGGCGUCCAGGUGGCGGAGGAAUUAGCAGCAGCAGCGACCUCUGCGGGCGGCGGCCAGGAGGUGGAGACAGCAGCAGCAGCCACAACGAGCACUGGGAGGCAGCAACCAGCCAGCGAAGGCAACAGCAGCUGCAUCAGCGCACAGCGGCACGCGGCGACCAUGUGGCGGAUGCAGCAGCAGCAGCAGCAGCAUCGAGCACUGGGAGGCUUGACCAGGUGGCAGAGGCAGCAGCAGCAGCCGCACCAACCACUGGGAGGUGGCGACCAGGAAGUGGGUGUAGCAGCAGCAGUAGCGAGCACUGGGAGGGGUAGACCAGGAGGCAGAGACAGCAGCAAAGAGUACUGGGAGGUGGCGACCAGAUGGCGAAGGAAGCAGCACCGACCUCUGCGAGGCGGCGACCAGGACGUGAAGGCAGUAGCUGCAGCAGCAGCAGCAGCAGCAGCGAGCACUGGGAGGUCUCGACCAGGCGGCAGAGGCAGCUGCAGCAAAAGCACCGAUGACUGGGAUGCAACGACCGGGAGGCCGAGGCAGCAGCAGCGAGCACUUGGAGGGAACGACCAGGAGGCAGAGGCAGGAGAUAGCAACAGCAGUAGCAGCGAGCACUGGGAGGUGGCGACCACGAGCAGCUGCAGUAGCAGCGAGCACCAGGAGGUGGGGACCAGGAAGCAGAGGCAGCUGCAGCAGCAGCAGCAGCGAGCACCGGGAGGCUACGACAAGGCGGCGGAGGCAGCAGGAGGAGCAGCAGCAAGCACUGGGAGGCGGCAACUAGGAGGCUUAGGCAGCAGCAGUAGAAGCACCGACGACUGGGAGGCGGUGACCGGGAGGCGAAGGCAGCAGCAGCAGCAACAGAGAGCGCUGGGAGGCGGCGGCCAGGCGGUGGAGGCAGCAGCAGCAGCUGCAGAAGCGAGUUCUGGGAGGCCGCGACUAGGUGGCAGAGGCAGCAGCAGCAGCAGCACCAACCACUGUGAGGCGGCGACCAGGAGGCGGGGGCAGCAGCAGCAGCAGCAGCAGCGAACACUGGGAGGCCGCGACCAUGAGGCAGAGGUAGUAGUAGCAGCAGUAGCAGCGAGCACUGGGAGGCAGGGACCAGGAGGCAGAGGCAGCAGCAGCAGCAGCAGCAAGCACUGGGAGGCAGCGAGCAGGCGGCGGUUGCAGCAGAAGCAGCCAAGACUGGGAGGCGACAACAGGGAGGCGAAGGCAGCAGCAGCAGCAGCAGCGAACACUGGGAGGCCGCGACCAUGA